AUGCAUUCUCUGUUUUUCCACAACGCAAACGCAACAACACUACACACUCUCCACUUUCCCUUCAACUUAUCUUCUUCACUUCUUUUCCCAAACAAUCACAAUCUAUCCUCAAAACCCCGUUUCCAACGCUCCAUCAAAACCAACGCCAAACAAGUCACUAACAAAAAGGUUAUAAUCCUAUGGGACCUCGACAACAAACCUCCACGUGGACCUCCAUACGCCGCCGCACUCUCUCUCAAAACCCUCGCCGAACGCUUCGCCGACGACGUUUCAAUCUCCGCUCACACCAAACGACACUCCUUCUUCAACCUCCCUCAAUGGAACCCCGACCAAAACCCUAACCCUAAUUGCAUACUCUGCCAUGUAUGCGGUCACGAAUGCAAAUCCAUUUCCGAUCUCAAAAUCCAUUUCAGGAAAAUUCACCUAUACCAGCGCGAGAAGUUGCGUAAAAAAUUGGGAUCGAUUAAGUUGAGUCGGUCGAAGGUCGGGUUUAUUCGGAGGAUACAUACGUAUAAUGAAGCUGCGGGGAAUGAUGUUGCGCCUAGGGUUGAAUUUGGAUUGGGUUCGGAGUUGCGGCGGGCGGGGGUUUUUGUUAAAGUUGUGAAGUAUGGUGAGAAGGGGAAUGCGGCUGAUUUGUGGUUGAAGAGGGAGAUGAUGAGUGGGGAGAUUGGUUGGUUGGUUUUGGUUUCGGAUGAUAAGGAAUUUUCGGAGAUGUUGAGGAAGGUUAGGGAGGUGGAUUUGAAGACAGUUGUUGUUGGGGAUUAUUGGGAUAGAGAUUUGGGGAAGAAUGCUGAUUUGUGGCUUCCUUGGAUUGUUGUUGAGAAUGGGAAUGUUGAGGGAAUGGAUGUAAUGGGAAGAGGAACAAUAACAGAGGAUUUGGAUGAUGAAUUGGUAUAG
This is a messenger RNA of Vicia villosa (hairy vetch), 897 nucleotides long. RefSeq lists its product as uncharacterized. The coding region runs from base 1 to 897 and encodes 298 amino acids. Lineage: Eukaryota; Viridiplantae; Streptophyta; Magnoliopsida; Fabales; Fabaceae. The record is from RefSeq and is a predicted model, not a curated record. The transcript has a single exon.